Molecule: messenger RNA, 1312 nt
Organism: Anopheles coustani
Lineage: Eukaryota; Metazoa; Arthropoda; Insecta; Diptera; Culicidae
Exons: 4
Coding region: 24-1205 (393 amino acids)
Source: RefSeq, a predicted model, not a curated record
GUAUUUUCUGAGAGUAGCAAGUGAUGAAUAAUUCGACACCACAGACCUUAGCGGUGCUACGAGUGCUGCUGCGACAGUUCCGUGCACUACCAGAGCUCUGGGAUGCCAAACAUAAAUAUUACGGCAAUGCAAGCCGGGUUGAAGCAGCUUACGCGAACCUUCUCAAAGUACUACAUAUCAGCGAGCCGGAAGCAGACGUUGCUGAUGUGUUCAAACGGUUACACGAAUUCAUUAAUGUAUUUGCAAAAGAAUAUAGUGAGAAUAGUCGGUCGAAAACACGCGGAACCUGUUUGUGGUACUAUGGAGAGCUUCAGUUUCUUGUGGAUGCGAAGCUAGUUGGUGCUGAUGCUACAUUUGUGGGAGACUUGCCUUGGUUACGAAAACCCCCCGGCGUAGCAUGGCCUCAGAACACGGUCAUCAUAACAGAACAAGAUUGCCAACUCGAGGGAGAUACAACUAACGGAGAUCCACUAACUCUGAAUUCGCCCACAACAAACAUGCCGGGGGUGCAGAGUUUCCGGCUUGAAGAUGACGUUCCACUGAGCAUGGAGGUGGACAUCAAAGUGGAAGAUGAUGCCCCUGUCCAAGUGGACCCACUGGAUAAUGAAACGGGCUCUCUAUCCGUCAAUCACUUUCAAAUGGAUCCUCUCGCGGGUAAUGCAACAGUGUCUUCUGGUAACGACUCACAGGAUUCCUUUCAAUCGGCUACCUCCAUCUCCAUCCCUCCGUUACAAGCGGAUCCUUUGGCCGAUUAUCAUACAGGCUCAUCGUUUGGGAAUGAACCCAAAAAAAUUAUAGUAAUCUCACGAACUUCGCCACCUCCAUUGGUCCCCCGUUCGUUUGCUCCACCGAAUCCUCCAAAAUUGGCCCCAUUGUCUACAAAUUUGCCUCCGUUGGCCUUUUUCAAGCCUACCGAAAACAAUAAGAACAUGGUUGAACCAACUCCCAAACCGCUUACAACAAAGCCAAUCCCAGUAGUCAUUGCUACCCCAAAAAAAUCGAAUCAUAGGAGCACCGUAUUUUCAACGCAUAUUGGCACGAAACUGACGGGGUUUAAUAUUCAGCAGAGAAAUGUGGUAAUAGAUAUAAUUAAGGAAAUAUUAUUAAAGGCUGAAGUGGGGUCCCUUACAAUGGACCACGUGACUGACAUUCAAGCAGUAUUGCACGACAUUUUAUCGGCGGCCCCCAGUGGACAUCCCUCUUAAAAAAGCGUGUUAAUAACAGAUUUUACAAACAGAAGCGGAGAUAUUAUGUUAAUGUAAAUAAAUGAAAAAAAAAAUCGAAGAACUUACAUUAAUAAAUUAUGAUUAAA